This is a messenger RNA of Pocillopora verrucosa, 2459 nucleotides long. Its product is annotated as iroquois-class homeodomain protein irx-4-A. The record is from RefSeq and is a predicted model, not a curated record. NCBI's taxonomy places the organism in Eukaryota, Metazoa, Cnidaria, Anthozoa, Scleractinia, Pocilloporidae. Gene Ontology annotation, cellular component: nucleus. Gene Ontology annotation, biological process: neuron differentiation; regulation of transcription by RNA polymerase II; cell development. Gene Ontology annotation, molecular function: RNA polymerase II cis-regulatory region sequence-specific DNA binding; DNA-binding transcription factor activity, RNA polymerase II-specific.
UCAAUAAGUUGGCCAUGUUAGCUCUUGGCACUGUGUGCUGCCUCACAGCUGUGGGGGUUUCCCGUGUUCAUGUUUAUCGAAUCGUCUUCUCUGCUGCCAGAAAGUGGAAGCGAUAAAAUAAUAUUCAGCCACAGCUGUGAGCUUCGAUAUCUAUAGCACCGAGUCGGUAGAGUAUUUCCUUCUAGAGAACAUCACUUGAGGGUCCACACUAGGAAGGGAAAAAAAUACAACUCUUCUCCGCCCGAAGGAAAAAAAAAAGAGAAAUUACAUAUCGGAUCUGAACGGUGCUCAACGACUGUUCCAUGUGUAUGUACAGUACAUCAAUACUAGCUGCCUAACAAACUCAAUCGACACCGCUACAACUCAGUAGCCAUUUUAUUCACUCGGCCCGAGCUUGGGCUAAGAAAUACGGCAGUAAACAUUUUUUUCGUCUUGUUAAUUUAUUUACGUCUCGAUUGCUACGAUUUCAAUCUACUUGUCGAUCGACUCAGUUCCUUGAUGCUCCGUCUUGAACACUGAUGGCAAACUCUGCUGCUACAAAGAUUUCUUGUCCUCAGUUUGGAUGUACAUUCUCCCCACAGCUGAUGAUUCCAGGCGCCCAUACUUCUUGUUGUGAAUCUGUGCGUUCACCUUUGCACGACGGCCUAUCUUCGCCCUCGUUGUGUCCUUGUCAGUUAGAUCGCGUCCUUCAACAUCGAGUUUCUACAAUGCCAGUAAACUUGCUUCCAAGACCGCCGUUCAACGAAGCUGGUUUCACAAUAGGAUCGACUGCAGACUUGUCUGCUUUCUAUUCGCCUCUAGCACGAGCGUGCGACAUCAAAGAGUGGAGAGAUUCUUGGUACUUAGCUCAAGCUACUGCUGCUCGACAUCCUUUAGAGAUUCAUGGGUUUGAUCCUCAUUCCCACACAUCGUGUCCGGGACUCGGAGAAAGGUUUUCUCCGAUCGAUUUGGCCGCUGCGGGAGCGAGACGGAAGAACGCUACCAGAGAGACAACAAGCACACUCAAAGCUUGGCUUUAUGAACAUAGAAAAAACCCAUAUCCUACAAAAGGCGAAAAAAUAAUGCUAGCUAUAAUGACAAAGAUGACAUUAACGCAAGUUUCAACUUGGUUUGCGAACGCAAGACGAAGGCUUAAAAAGGAGAAUAAAAUGACUUGGUCUCCGAGGAAUCGAUGUGGCGAGAAAAAAGAGGGCGGCGAAGACGAAGACACUGUAAGCGAUUCAGACGCUGAACACAGCGGCAGCGAAGAAGAGAAAAUUUGCGAUGAUAAAGAAGAAAAUAUAACUAACAUUAAAGAAACGCGCGAGAAAGAUGAAAAGGAGGAAAACACGCCGUCGAAUACGAUGGAUGUUGCGGAGCAGCCUAAAAAAACCCAUAACUUGAGCACGGAAAGUUCGCCAAACAGAACGGCUAAUCCUGUCGUUCAAUUUCAAGCAUUACGGGCUGUUCAGUGUGUUACUACUGGUGACCCAGAAGAUUCUCCAGUCAAAAGCUUAAGGAAAUGGGUGGAUGGAUGCUUUCAUAACACGCCUGUUAGUCUUGUGAAUACCAGUCCUUCGACAUGUGAAACACCUCCAUCGACACCCCCUCAGAAAUCGUCCACCGAAGCGUCUGUCAUCAUACAAGUACGGAGUUCGACACCUUCUCAAAGUGAAACAGAGAAGAAAGAAAUAGAAAGUCAGUCACCCCACAGAAGUUCUUCUUCCAAGGAGGAACCUAUAACCUUGGAGAGGAAAGAGGAAACGGCGAGGGCUUUCAAUACCGUAAGCAAAAGCAUAACCGUAGAAACGUCGAAUUAUCGAGAAAUUGACGCAGCUUUAGCGCUGACAACUCUAUCAGCUCGAUAGGAGGAAAAAAAAGCUGCUCUGCUGAAAGAAAUAAUUUAAAACAGCCGUGAAAUCAACGUGUGUAUAUAGAAACUGAGUGUACGAUGUUUUUCUAACUGAAUUUAAGUGAGGAUUUCGCUUUCAAAAAACAACUCUGUGUAAAACACAUAAGAUUUUUCCGUCUCGGUUCUGGUGUGGUUUGGUUUGCGUGUGUUUGUGUUUGUACGUUUUGCGACUGGGUUAGUAUCAAAUACCAACCUUUUAUUAAAGUUCUUGGGAUUUUCUAUGAUGUUUGAAGUCGACGAUAAGUUUGUGACAACAUUGGACUGCUAAAAGCACUGUCUGAUGCAAAAAAGGACUCGCACAUUCGAUUUGUUUUACAUAAGCUUGACACAAAGUGUUGAGAGGGCUACUUUGUGAGUUGCAAAUUUUUCUAAAGAAAAGGAAUAAAAAAAACAACGGGUUGUAAAUUAGUUGUGUUCCAAAAAAAUUUCAUAGGAAGCUAAAUUCACACUCCCCGGCACACAAAAUGUAUUAUAGAUGAUUUAAAUUGAAUUUCUGUAGAUAAGAAAGAGAUUAUUUGUAGUUGAAAAAAGAAUUGUAAUUUUUGAAAUAAAACCCGCUUUGAUGAAA